AUGCUGAGCAGGUUGAUGAGCGGCAGCAGCAGGAGCCUGGAGCGCGAGUACAGCUGCACCGUGCGGCUGCUGGACGACAGCGAGUACACCUGCACCAUCCAGAGAGAUGCCAAAGGCCAAUACCUGUUUGACCUUCUUUGCCACCACCUGAAUCUGCUUGAGAAAGACUAUUUUGGGAUCCGCUUUGUGGACCCUGAUAAGCAGCGGCAUUGGUUGGAGUUUACAAAGUCUGUGGGGAAGCAGUUGAGAUCCCAGCCUCCAUUCACCAUGUGUUUCCGCGUGAAGUUUUACCCUGCAGACCCUGCUGCCCUGAAAGAAGAAAUAACCAGGUAUUUAGUCUUCCUGCAGAUCAAAAGGGAUCUGUACCACGGCCGCCUCCUCUGUAAAACAUCAGAUGCUGCCUUGUUAGCAGCUUAUAUCCUUCAAGCGGAGAUUGGGGAUUAUGACCCAGGAAAACACCCUGAAGGCUACAGCUCCAAGUUCCAGUUUUUCCCUAAACAUUCAGAGAAGCUGGAAAGGAAGAUUGCUGAGAUUCACAAAACAGAACUCAGUGGCCAAACACCAGCAACAUCAGAGCUGAACUUUUUAAGAAAAGCGCAGACGUUGGAGACAUACGGAGUGGACCCUCACCCGUGUAAGGAUGUGUCAGGAAAUGCUGCAUUUCUGGCCUUCACUCCUUUUGGGUUUGUUGUUCUGCAAGGAAACAAGAGGGUCCACUUCAUUAAAUGGAAUGAGGUGACCAAGCUGAAAUUUGAAGGAAAGACUUUUUAUUUGUACGUAAGUCAGAAAGAGGAAAAGAAAAUUAUUCUCACAUAUUUUGCUCCAACUCCAGAAGCCUGCAAGCAUCUCUGGAAAUGUGGGAUAGAGAACCAAGCCUUCUACAAGCUGGAGAAGUCAAGCCAAGUCCGCACAGUGUCCAGCAGCAAUUUAUUCUUUAAAGGGAGCCGGUUCCGAUACAGUGGCCGAGUUGCAAAGGAAGUGAUGGAGUCCAGUGCCAAGAUCAAACGGGAGCCACCAGAAAUACACAGAGCAGGGAUGGUCCCCAGCCGCAGCUGUCCCUCCAUAACCCAUGGCCCAAGGCUGAGCAGCGUCCCUAGGACCCGGAGAAGAGCUGUUCACAUCUCCAUCAUGGAAGGCCUCGAGUCCCUACGGGACAGUGCCCACUCCACCCCAGUACGUACCUCCUCCCACGGGGACACUUUCUUGCCUCACGUGAGAAGCAGCCGGGCAGACAGCAAUGAGCGAGUCGCCGUGAUCGCGGAUGAGGCCUACAGCCCUGCAGACAGUGUGCUGCCCACCCCUGUGGCCGAGCACAGCCUGGAGCUGAUGCUGCUUUCCCGGCAGAUCAAUGGGGCCACCUGCAGCAUUGAGGAGGAGAAGGAGUGUGAGGCCAGCACCCCAACUGCUGCAGAGAUGGAGGCCCUUGGGGGAGAGCUGAGGGCCCUGUGUCAGGGGCACAGCAGGCCAGAGGAGGAACAGAGUGGGCAUCUGAAGGGACCACCACUACAACAGCAGCAGCAGCAGGGGUGGGGUAAGUCUGUCCCCUUAGACUAGAUCCUAGUGGGCAUCACCAUGAGUUUUGUAUAAUGAACUUAGACUUCUGUGGGGGGUUUUUCUGAAGACCCUCAAGACUUUUAUAGUGCUCCAGAAGCAUUAGGUGAAUUCGGUGGUGCCAGGGAUAGAACUGUCAGAAAUGCAGGACUAAGUGUAGUUAACAGAAACCAGAGCUAAGGUACCUGAGAGACCGUUGAGGUCACAGAGCAGUACUUAUUUUGUACAACACCAUCCCCCCCAAAAAAGACUAUUUCAAUUUAUAUUUUAACAACAAAAUGUAUUUUCUUAUCAAUUCAUAUUUUGUUUUUACUUUAUGGAUUAAGAAAAAUAGAGCCUGACGAACUUAAACGACACAAGGAAGAAACUGAUCCUGAGAAUAAAAAGCUUCAGAAAAUAGAAUUCCAAGAUCAACAAACAGCCUGGGAAGGGACCAGGAAAAGAAUCUCUUUAAAUAGGAGUUCUAAGAGAUGCCUACAAAAGAAGGUGAAUGUGGCAGAGACCAAGACUUAGAUGUAGAAAUACUGCCCCCUAGCGUCAUCCUCUGCACUGGGAAAAUGAAAGUUGUAGGAAAGCACUUACCAUCCUUGCCGAGGCUCCAUGCAGAAGAGCAGCAUGUGGAGGGUGAGUGUGGGGUCCGAGGCCCGAGCUCUGCAACUCUUACAACCACUCACACACAAGAUCUUGUUUUCAUCUCAGGGAGAGAUUUCUAAGUCAUCUGGGCCUGAGGACUUACGUAAGGACAGUCAGUGGACAUAUUCCUGGGACCCACAUAACAGUGGAGCAGCUGCUGACACCCUAUGAUGCUGGGGAGCCUCAAAUGCAGAACAGAAUGAGUCACAUGUAGAUCUGCUUUCCCCUAGUUGUCCUCUGAGACAGCAGAACCAUGUCCAUAUAUAGAAUCUAAUAGCCAUGGAUAAACGGAGUUUUUCCUUUUUUAAGGUUGGGGGUGGUGCUGUGUUUCAAAAUUUUAAUUGCCCUUUUAUCUAGACCAGGGGUCGGCAAACUUCUACUGUAAAGUGCCAGAUAGUAAAUAUUUUUUUAUUUUGGUUUUGUGGGCCAUACUCUGGCAACUACUCAUCUCCGCCAUCUUAUCACAAAACAGCCAUAGGUAAUACAUAAACAAAGGAGCAAAGCUGUGUUCCAAUAACAUUUUUAUUUAUAAAAACAGGCAGUGAGCUGAAUUUAGCCCACAGGCCAUAAUCUGCCAACCCCAAGCUAGACAAUAAAACUGCUCCUUACCAGUGUGUAAGCAGAAAGAGGGUCAGCUCUGCUCCAAUUCCUGACAUGUGUUAAAGAUCCGGGAUCACUUCCCAGUAGAGGCACUGGGGUUGCUUGUUUAAAGGGUGCUCGAACAACCAACCAGCAAAGAGAUGUCUGAUGCCAAGAUGAGCAAGAUCAACCACUGGAAUGCUAAAACGCAGCCAGAAUCUAAGCAUGGAAGAGGGCCUGUCUGAUCAUUUCCAUACCAGCAGAAAUUUGGGCAGAAUUACAAACAUCUAUUUUCAAAGUGACAAGACAAAAUAUGAGGGAGAGCCUAGUAAAGAUUAGGGAUCGCUUAGAACCAACUAGCCACUGCCACUUGUCAUCUACAGGAAAGGCUUUAUUAGCACAGGAUUGGAGUAAAAAGUAGACUCGGAGAAGAAAAGGCUGUCAGGAAAUAGGGGGCUGGUUUUAACCUGGAUAUCUACUGUCUUAUGCAACAUAGCAGAUUACCUUUUAGUGUAGUGUUCCUACCUCAGUCUGUAGAAUAUGGUGUUUCUAUGCAGUGAGUGAUAGCCUCGACUCUGACCUUUCAUAUUCACAUUAAAGAAAGAUGAAGUAUUCCAUAUCCUGGUACGUACUUGUGUCUAGAGUUCUAACAGUACAAUAGUCCAUGCCACUUCCUACAGCUGGAUUUUGCUCUCUGAACAGAAACUUUUGGGUUAUUUUUUUCCAGGGCUUAUCCCACAAAAUACAGAUAGAAAAGUUUCCUUCAAUUUGCUUUUCAAAUAGUGCUUGAAUAACAAACUUCCUUUGUUGGUGACUAGUCUUUUUUGGUAUCUCCCCAUCAUUAGAAAUUGUUCAAGUUUUUAACCUGAUUUUACUGUGUUCCACUAUGUCUCCUAUUUUCUCUCAAAAUUAGUUUUGAUCUCAUUGUAGAAAAAGCAGUGGUUUCCACAGCUUCAUCUAUCAGAGGAAAUAAAACUCUUACUAAAGAAUAGUGUACUGCAUCUUUAAGCAGUAGAAGGUAAACUACCUGCAAAUGUGAAUUUCUUAGUUUCAUUAAAAAUAUAUAUAGUUGUUAACCUCUUGUGUGCCAAAAAUUAUAAGUUACAUUUUCCUUCAAAGCAAUGUACUUUUUUCUACAUAUGCAGUAUGUAGUUAGCAUAAAAUCAUUGGUGCCAUGAAAAUUAUUUUUAAACGUAAAUAAAUAUUUAAA
This is a messenger RNA of Lagenorhynchus albirostris (white-beaked dolphin), 3973 nucleotides long. RefSeq names its product FERM domain containing 5 (gene FRMD5). Bases 1 to 1554 code for a protein of 517 amino acids. Gene Ontology annotation, cellular component: cytoskeleton. The transcript has 15 exons. The record is from RefSeq and is a predicted model, not a curated record. NCBI's taxonomy places the organism in Eukaryota, Metazoa, Chordata, Mammalia, Artiodactyla, Delphinidae. Gene Ontology annotation, molecular function: cytoskeletal protein binding.